CUUCUUCCCCUCGUUAGCAGCGCACUGCUGUAGCAGAGCGGAGCUGAGCUGACGCUGCCAUGGCGGGCAGACAGAGGGCGCUGCAGCGCAGUACCGCCUCCAUCCGUCCCUCCGACAUGGCGGCCGUGCCCCGCCACCGCCGCUUCCUGGGCGGCUUCAUCUGCGGGGCUGCGGCGGGAGCCGCCGCUUCGUGCUGGGCAGCGUGGCGGCUCCUGCGGAGCCAGAGCCAAGCGGAGCCGAGCCCCGAGCGAGCCCUGCCCGAGGAACCAGUAGAAGAGUCUCUGCUGGAAAAAUACGGAUUCCCUGAAGCUGGAACAGAGACCAGAUGUUACACAAAUCAUGCGCUGUCUUAUGACCAGGCCAAGCGGGUGCCUAGAUGGGUGAUUGAACAUAUUUCAAAACAGAAGAUGCUGGGCAAUGCAGACCGAAGGCACUGUAAAUUCAGACCAGAUCCUAACAUCCCUCUGAUGUUCAGUGCUGUCAAUGAAGACUACCUUGGGAGCGGGUGGUCACGAGGACACAUGGCACCAGCAGGAGAUAACAAAUUUUCAACAAGAGCCAUGGCUGAGACGUUUUAUCUCUCUAACAUUGUGCCUCAGAACUAUGAAAAUAAUGCUGGAUUUUGGAACAGAAUGGAAAUGUAUUGUCGGGAAUUGACGGAAAGAUUUGAGGAUGUUUGGGUGGUUUCUGGACCUCUGACCUUGCCUCAAACAAAUGACGAUGGGAAGAAGCGUGUUACAUACCAGGUAAUUGGAAAGGAUGAUGUGGCAGUGCCAUCCCACCUCUACAAGGUGAUCCUUGCCCGGCGGACCCGAACAUCCACGGAGCCUUUGGGCCUUGAACCCACCCAACUGAUGCCAAUCUGGAGCAAGGCACUGGGCACCCAGCACUGUAUCCUGUCACUCACCUGGCACCAUUUGAGCUUGGCUCCAAGCAGCCCCCGUCCCGUGGCAGGGGGCUAUGUCUGUGCAAGGAGGUAGGAUAAGGAAUAACAGCAACAUCAUAAUGACCCAGAUAAAUGCUUGAGAAGGAGCUGUUGGUGGAGAGGAGCAAGCAUUUUUAAGUUAGAGAUGAGUAACUUAUGGGCUGUGGGUUCCUUUGUCAUUUGAAGCAUCUUUGAAUGUGUUUUAAGGCAUUUCAUCUAGAUGGUGGCCACACACUGAGCUGAAGAUCUGCAUUUAAUGUCCUUUCCUUUUCCAAGUGGAACUCCAACAGCCUGCAAUGAGUUUAACAUACACUGUAUUUAGGUUGUAUGUUAGCACUUAAAUAAAUGUAAAACUGAUUUCCUCCCUUUGUUUGCAUGUGCUGCAGACAAGAUUUGUCCCAAACAACAUCAGCUCCCUACCUUCCUGCCAACACAGGCUCUCCUCUGCUCUGUGUUGGCUCCAUGGGAAAAGGGAAAUUGUGUUGGAGGGGAAAGGCUGUUAUUUGAAUUAAAAAGUCUGUUUUUCAGAGUAUUGGCACUGAGACUGGGACGUGGUGGUUGCCCACUCCUCUCUCGGUCCCCGCAAGUUUGUUCCUCACUGGGGAUUAUUGGUGCCUUUGUCUGUCCAGUUCAAAAUGUCACAUUUCCUCCUGCAAUUAGAAGGAGCUUUUAUCCGCAGGAUGGAUGUGUGUCUGAGGGGGGUGUUUUCAUUCCCGCUAGGUGAAUGUUUUAGUAGGCAGUGUCCAACACAUCACACAAAUACUUGAAACGUUUUAGUAAUACUAAAAGGCUGUUAUUGCAGCUUGCACGACCUUUCGGAGAUCGCUGCGAACUCACAAGAUGGAAUGAGCUUAUAAAAGGAAAUGUGGUCUUAUUUUUAAGCUAGGCCACGGGAGAGAAUUGGUUUAAGUGUGCUCAGUUCUCAAAAGGAACCACUCUUGCUCUUGCAAGGCCAGUGCCACCCCUCCUGAGCUCCCUCUAGGCAGCUGACAGCAAACCUCCACCACAUUUUGGUGCAGAGAAGGCAACAGAUGCCAAACGGCGCAUGCAGACAAGUAUAUCAGGCCAGAACUUUUCUUCUUCCAUGGGGCAAACAGAACUCCAAAGGGUUGGUGACCAGUUCUAAACAAUUCAGGCUUUUGAAGUAGGCUCUGAGUCUGACAAUCCCAGUUCUGCAUCAAAUCCCAAUCUGAAAAUGAAGAGCAUUUCCAAAGCCACUUGAUGUGGCACUGAUGUGGCCACCUUUAGUUGGAUUUCUGUCAGAACACUGAGCAGAAGUCAGCAUCCAUUGGACACUGCUGCAGAGCAUCUUCAGUGGUGCCAUCUCCCAGCAGUUGGGAGUUUGGUGCAUCACCUGAAGAUUCUCCCUUGCCUGUCUGUAGCAAACAUUCUGUUUCUCUUUUUCCUUGCACUCACUUUUACAUUCAUGUCCGUGCAAUAAAACCCAUCAGUGCUUCACUGUGCUCAUGCAAACACAGAGGUGAGUCAGUGCUGGUAAUGAUGCCUUCAAGAUAAUUACCCCCAGUUUGAUUGGGGUGAGGGGAAAAUCAUGAAUAUAGCCCUGAAUUUAACAAGCAUAAAAGAGCGUUUAAUUACUCUAGUUAUAUGGUUAUCCCCAGAUACUUUCUCAUUUGUCCAACAGGAUCUGCUCCUCUAGGGCAUGAGGUAAUUGCUGAUAUCCUUUCACGCUUCAGCAGCCCAUGGCAAUGCACCAGCUCCAUGUCCAGCUCCAAGGGUGUCAGCACCCCACUGUUGGAAGAAGAUGAGCCCAUGUAGUAGGGAUACUUAAGCUGGGAAAAAGGGCCAGAGGAUUCUGAGGCAGCAGAGAAUGUGCUAGGAAAAUGCACAGGCCAAGAACAAGGCUUUAUUUGUUUAAUUUACAUCUUUACUUAAUUGAACACCCCCCUGAAGCUGUCCAAAGCCAGGUUGGAUGGGCCCCUGUGCAACCUAAUCUACUGCCUGGUUUAGUGGUUGGCAACCCUGCCAAUGGCAGGGGGUUGGAACUGGGUGAUCUUUGAGGUCUCUUCCAACCCAAGCCAUUCUAUGAUUUCUGACAGAAACACCUGAAUGUGCCUUGAAGUUCAUGAAAGAACAGCCUUGCUCAAGGAUUUUACACCUUUCUAUCUGAUUCUGAUUUGACAAUAUAUCUGCAAGCACAGCAUGACAUUUACAGUUCUUACUAAUGUCUGACUAGUGCAAUAUUAACUAUGGAGUAGACACACUCUUCUUAAUGGAGCAAGGUGUAGCUCCAAAGGAGCCCGCAUGGCAAAGCAGAGGCCUUGACUAUAGUGUUUGA
Messenger RNA from Lagopus muta (rock ptarmigan), 3221 nucleotides. RefSeq names its product exo/endonuclease G (gene EXOG). Gene Ontology annotation, molecular function: single-stranded DNA endonuclease activity; RNA endonuclease activity; metal ion binding. The coding region runs from base 60 to 980 and encodes 306 amino acids. Gene Ontology annotation, cellular component: nucleus; mitochondrial inner membrane. Gene Ontology annotation, biological process: apoptotic DNA fragmentation. The transcript has 7 exons. Lineage: Eukaryota; Metazoa; Chordata; Aves; Galliformes; Phasianidae. The record is from RefSeq and is a predicted model, not a curated record.